Molecule: messenger RNA, 3458 nt
Organism: Cricetulus griseus (Chinese hamster)
Lineage: Eukaryota; Metazoa; Chordata; Mammalia; Rodentia; Cricetidae
Source: RefSeq, a predicted model, not a curated record
UUGCAGGGGAUAUCUGUGGAAGGUGCCAGCAUCUAGGUCUGGGUAGGAUUUAGGCUAGUUGAGAGGAGGUAGGAGAUUAAAACACUGAACACCCGGAGAAGCUUGAGAGAUAGGAUUAGUAAGUGGUGUUUGAGAGUGGGACCUCAUUUUCUGUAUUUUUUUAGAAGACAGUCUUCCCACACUGACAGUACUUUUGGUUACAUUUCUGUACUGACAAUAGGUGUGACACAAGGACCCAUACAUGUAUGCUCAAAAUGAUGGGGGAUACAGUAUGUGCAUGAAGUAUGUACUUUUUAUACAAAUUGUGUGGAAUAGUUAAAAGAGAGUUUGCUGGUUGAACACUGUAAAGGACUGUAGUAAAUAUGGAGGUCUCAGAAAUCCAUGUGGGCAUAUAUUAGAUUAGAGAGUGUCAUAAUGUUUACAUGUUCCACAGGUUCACCCAGAAAUCAGCCUCCUGGGCCAUGUCGAUGUUAAAGCUUGUGCCUUCUGAGCGCCAGCAGACCGCAAGUGGACUAGUGGAUGAUUCCUCUUGCCUGAGCAAGAGAUGGCAUAAUACCUGGAAUUGGCCACCACGAGUGUCCCAGCUUUAGAAGCCAGCUGGAUGAAGGGAUGUAAUAGGAGCCUGGGAGGGACACUGAAGUCAGCAGUGGGGGGGGAGGGGCCUGGACACACCCCUUCCCCCCCAGACUCCUCCCCGUCAGGGUCCACCCGGCCAUGGACUUUGGACCUGGAUAAGUGGAGAGAAGCUGUGCUUUGGUGGAUCUGAAUCUCAGUUUUGAAAAUGGAGUGUUAAGGGGUGGGGGUGGGGGGGCUUGAGGAUCUCCAGGGGAGCAACUGAGAGAAGCAAAGAAAGUAAUUCUAUGGCAGCUUGACUUGAGAAAUGGGCGUUAAAUGGCCUUACCUCUCCCUCCUGAACUAGAUAGACUCUGGCUGAAAGACACGAGGUGAGAUCUGUCUGGUACAUGGCUUCUUCCUAGUCCCAGCCCAGAAGAAUAAACCCUUAGACUGGGGAAGUGAGCCAGGCAAGCCAAAGGCAGCCUUGAGCCCUCCCCUUGCCUGCCCUCCCCUGUGGGGGCCAGGAUGCUGAAGAAGCAGUCUGCAGGGCUUGUGCUUUGGGGUGCUAUCCUCUUUGUGGGCUGGAAUGCCCUGCUGCUCCUCUUCUUCUGGACACGCCCAGCCCCUGGCAGGCCCCCCUCAGAUAGGGCUAUCUCUGAUGCCCCUGCCAGCCUCACCCGUGAGGUGUUCCGCCUGGCUGAGGACGCUGAGGUGGAGUUGGAGCGGCAGCGGGGGCUGUUGCAGCAAAUCAGGGAGCAUCAUGCUUUGUGGAGACAGAGGUGGAAAGUGCCCACCGUGGCCCCUCCAGCCUGGCCCCGUGUGCCUGCGACCCCCUCACCAGCCGUGAUCCCCAUCCUGGUCAUUGCCUGUGACCGCAGCACUGUCCGGCGCUGCUUGGAUAAGUUGUUGCACUAUCGGCCCUCAGCUGAGCAUUUCCCCAUCAUUGUCAGCCGUCUCUGCGGGCACGAGGAGACAGCACAGGUCAUUGCUUCCUAUGGCAGUGCAGUCACACACAUCCGGCAGCCAGACCUGAGUAACAUCGCUGUGCCCCCAGACCACCGCAAGUUCCAGGGUUACUACAAGAUCGCCAGGCACUACCGCUGGGCACUGGGCCAGAUCUUCAACAAGUUCAAGUUCCCAGCAGCUGUGGUAGUGGAGGACGAUCUGGAGGUGGCACCAGACUUCUUUGAGUACUUCCAGGCCACCUACCCACUGCUGAGAACAGACCCCUCCCUUUGGUGUGUGUCUGCUUGGAAUGACAAUGGCAAGGAGCAGAUGGUAGACUCAAGCAAACCUGAGCUGCUCUAUCGAACAGACUUUUUUCCUGGCCUUGGCUGGCUGCUGAUGGCUGAGCUGUGGACAGAGCUGGAGCCCAAGUGGCCCAAGGCCUUCUGGGAUGACUGGAUGCGCAGACCUGAGCAGCGGAAGGGGCGGGCCUGUAUUCGUCCAGAAAUUUCAAGAACGAUGACCUUUGGCCGUAAGGGUGUGAGCCAUGGGCAGUUCUUUGAUCAGCAUCUUAAGUUCAUCAAGCUGAACCAGCAGUUCGUGUCUUUCACCCAGUUGGAUUUGUCAUACUUGCAGCGGGAGGCUUAUGACCGGGAUUUCCUUGCCCGUGUCUAUAGUGCCCCCCUGCUACAGGUGGAGAAAGUGAGGACCAAUGAUCAGAAGGAGCUGGGGGAGGUGCGGGUACAGUACACUAGCAGAGACAGCUUCAAGGCCUUUGCUAAGGCCCUGGGUGUCAUGGAUGACCUCAAGUCUGGUGUCCCCAGAGCUGGCUACCGGGGCGUUGUCACUUUCCAGUUCAGGGGUCGACGUGUCCACCUGGCACCCCCACAAACCUGGGAAGGCUAUGAUCCUAGCUGGAAUUAGCAGCACCUGCCUUUCCCUGCUGGAUCUGCUUGUCAUAUCAUGAGCUGAGACAGGCCUGCAGUCCCUGAGCUGUACCAUCCUGUCCCUGUUUCCCUCUUGGGUCUAUAUAUCUCCUAUUUCUGUGCCCCCCUCCCUCCCUGUGGCAUUCUAGUGCAUAAAUCAUGAUGAGGGUUAUACUCCUGUUGUCCAGGGAGUCAUCAGGAGAACUAUUGUGUGGUGUAGUUGGGGGUAUUGAACAAGAAACCACUGUGUGGUAUGGGGAGGCUUGGGCUUGUUGGGGCCAAGGAGUCCUGAGUUCUCUGGAAGGGCAUCGCAGAGAGCUUGGCAACUCGAGCUCUCUUGACCAAGCCUGUUGACCCUAACCUGGCUCCUGUUAAAUGUGAGCUCACCUUGUGCACCUGUUCUUCCAUUCUCCACCUUCCCCCAGUGUGGGGCUGGGAUAUGGAAGAAGGAUUGGGUUUGUGGCCAAAUGAGACUAACCAAAGGGGUUUCACUGUCAGGAUCAGAUUGGAGUUGUUGAGGUGCCAGGGUUCAGGGCCUCCUGACGUCUUUUAUUGCUGACUCUCUCAGUGCUCUUCUACAAUGGAGCAGUUUGUGGCUGUGAGAUGGGAAGUGCUCGAGCCAGGUGUCAGGAAGAUGUCGGGAGGAAAGCUAGUACGUGGGCACCCCUCCUUUUUGGAAGUCAGUUCCCUCCUUCUUUAGGAGGAUUUGGUGCCAGCCUAGAGGAAGAUGAGGACUGACUUCUGUGCCUCUUUUCCCCUGGGGUUUGGUGAGGAGGCUCCUCUCUGAGGGCUGGCUUUUGGUGGCUGUCUCAGAGCAAAGUACACCAAUAGCUGAGACCAGGACAUCUCUGGCCCCAAAGCAGCUCCUGCCCUGCCUUCCUCACCCUCCCCCCACCCCCACCAAGAUGCAGGUAGCUGGUUGGAGAGAAAUCUGUGUGUUUUUGUUUGUUGCCUGACCUUAGUUUCAUGGAAGAAAAUGGAAUCUACAGAAUUAUUUUCAAAAAUAAAGUAAAGGCUGAAUUGUCUGAAAAA